Messenger RNA from Zygotorulaspora mrakii, 618 nucleotides. RefSeq names its product Taf10p (gene TAF10). The record is from RefSeq and is a predicted model, not a curated record. The transcript has a single exon. Lineage: Eukaryota; Fungi; Ascomycota; Saccharomycetes; Saccharomycetales; Saccharomycetaceae. Gene Ontology annotation, biological process: transcription initiation at RNA polymerase II promoter. Gene Ontology annotation, cellular component: transcription factor TFIID complex; SAGA complex; nucleus. Gene Ontology annotation, molecular function: RNA polymerase II general transcription initiation factor activity; promoter-specific chromatin binding. The coding region runs from base 1 to 618 and encodes 205 amino acids.
AUGACGGACGGCGAGAUAGAGCCUUCACAGGGGGAAAACAUCGAUUUUGACGAGGGUAUUGAUGAAUUCGAUGAUAAUCAAGAAGGACCAGUAGAUAAUGAAGCACUGUUCGGAACUGGGGAGCAAAAUGAUAGCCAGGCAUCACAAAAUGAAAAUGCGGACAAUAAGUCUAGUAAACCAUUUGUAAUUCCAGAAUUCACUAGAAAGGACAAGACGCUGAACGAUAUAUUAGAUAUUGUAGAGGAUAAUCCACCAAUCAUACCAGAUGGAGUAAUAGACUACUAUCUGACGAAAAAUGGUUUCAACUGUGCUGACGUCAGGGUUAAAAGGUUAUUGGCGUUGGCAACGCAGAAGUUUGUGAGCGAUAUUGCAGCAGAUGCAUAUGAGUACUCAAGAAUAAGGUCGUCGGUAGCAGUGAACAAUGCAAAUAAUGGACAAGCAAGAGCAAGACAACUUAUGCAGGGGCAGCAACAGCCUGGACAACAACAGAUAUCACAACAGCAACAGCAACAAAAUGAGAAAACUAAUGCGAGCAAAGUCGUGUUGACUGUGAACGAUCUGAGCAGCGCUGUAGCAGAAUACGGUCUCAAUAUUAGUCGCCCGGACUUCUAUCGUUGA